UUUGAAGAGCUCAACAUGGAUCUUUCCCGACAGUGUAUGGAGCCUGUCGAAAACUGUAUGAGUGAUGCUAAGAUGGACAAGACCACAGUCCACGAUGUUGUCCUCGUCGGAGGUUCCACACGCAUCCCGAAAGUCCAGCAGCUUCUCCAAGAUUUCUUCAACGGUAAAGACCUCUGCAAGUCUAUUAACCCUGACGAGGCUGUGGCUUAUGGUGCAGCAGUUCAGGCAGCGAUUCUAAGCGGUGAUCAAGGCGAUGAAAAAUUGCAAGACCUUCUUCUCUUGGACGUGACUCCUCUUUCUCUUGGUAUUAAAGUCGUCGGUGGAGUCAUGACCACCUUGGUCCAGAGGAACUCGACGAUCCCAACCCACAAGGAGCAGGUCUUCACCACCAUCCAUAACAACCAGCCAGGUUUGUUGAUCCAAGUGUACGAAGGUGAGAGAGCUAUGGUCAAAGACAACAACCUCCUUGGAGAAUUCACGCUCUCUGGCAUCCCUCCUGCUCCAUGUGGUGUCCCUAAGAUCAUAGUGUGUUUCGACAUUGAUGCAAACGGCAUCCUCAAUGUCUCUGCCGAGGACAAGAGCACUGGCAAAAAGAACAAGAUUAGGAUCACCAACGACAAGGGUCGCUUGUCUAAAGACGAGAUCGAGAAGAUGGUGCAAGACGCUGAGAGGUACAAGUAUGAGGAUGAGGAGCACAAAAAGAAGGUCGAAGCCAAGGUUGCUCUUGAGAACUAUGCUUACAACAUGAGAAACACCAUCGGUGAUGCCAAUAUCGGUGCUGUAGACAAGAAGAAGAUUGAGGAUUUGGUUGAGGAGGCAAUGCAAUGGCUUGAGGGUAACCAGUUGCCUGAAGCAGACGAGUCUCAAGACAAGAUGAAAGAGUUGGAGAGUGUGUGCAACCCCAUCAUUGCAAAGAUUUAUCAAUGA
Messenger RNA from Raphanus sativus (radish), 927 nucleotides. Its product is annotated as heat shock 70 kDa protein 1-like. The transcript has a single exon. Gene Ontology annotation, molecular function: heat shock protein binding; ATP hydrolysis activity; ATP-dependent protein folding chaperone. The record is from RefSeq and is a predicted model, not a curated record. Gene Ontology annotation, biological process: cellular response to unfolded protein; protein refolding. Gene Ontology annotation, cellular component: cytoplasm. The coding region runs from base 16 to 927 and encodes 303 amino acids. NCBI's taxonomy places the organism in Eukaryota, Viridiplantae, Streptophyta, Magnoliopsida, Brassicales, Brassicaceae.